This is a messenger RNA of Prorocentrum cordatum, 3822 nucleotides long. Lineage: Eukaryota; Dinophyceae; Prorocentrales; Prorocentraceae. The record is from the annotation of a GenBank genome assembly.
AUGUUGAGCGAGGUGAGCACCGGUCCGAGCUCCAAGUUCAAGAUCCCGCUGGCCGUCCACGAGGCGAUCCGCGGUGCUCCAGGGGCGAUCGGGCGGUUUGUCAGGAAGACGUGCGUUCCGCCAGACUCCACGGCGAGCUUCGCGCGGCUGCGCGAGGUGUUGCCGCUGCCGGUGCCCGACGCCCCGCUCUUCGAGAAGCACUGCGCCGCCUGGUGCCAGGGCCAGCAGCUGGCCGAGAGCGAGCUGGAGGGGGCAGUUGCCCAGGGCUGGGCGCAGCUUGUCGUCUUCAGCCUGAACUGCCAGUACACGGGGCGCAUGCGGUGUCCGACGGCGCACCCGCGUUGGCCCACUGCAGGGCUGGCCAGUGCACUAGACAUCGUGGGCCGCGCCUGCGCGUGCUUCGCCGGGGGCGCCGCCCCGUCGUUCGAGCUCCCCGACUGGAGCGAGGUCAUCGCGGCGAAGAGCAUCUCCUACGGCGGGGACGAGACAUCACGGGCGCUCCCCCUAUCGCUUGCUGGAAUAUUGCCGGGCCUCCCUGGGCGCGGGGUCGCAGCCUCGGUCAAGGCGCUCGACAUCGCGGGCUCGCGGGUGGGCGCUUGGCUGGCCGACCCAGCGCUGGCCCUCUUCCCCAGGGCCGAAUGGCCGCAAGAGGCCCCGCGAGCGGCGGCCCAGGUCGAGACCAGGCAGGAGUGGUACAAGAUCGGGGCCAAAGCUGGUCGAGCUCGGACUCGCGACGCCGCGAUCGCCGAGGGCCGCGUCUUCAAGGUCCGGAACCGGAAGUUGCUGGCAGGGGCCUUUGGCGUCGCCAAAGGUGGGGCGCCUUUGCCGGGCCAGGCGCGCGCCCAGCGGCCCACCAUCAACAUGGUUCUGGCGAGCAGCUUCCAGCGCAUCAUGAAAUAUGACGUCGGCGCUCUCAGCGCCUCGCCGUCGUGGGUGGCCAUUCCGCUCCCGAAUGGCCACAUGCUGCUGUGGUCGUCGGACGACCAGGCGUCGGCGUUCUACUGCUGCGAGCUGCCGGCCGCCUGGCAGCCGUUCGUGACCCUCGCGGAGGCCAUCCCGAACGAGCUCGUCGGCGUGUCCGGCCCAGGCAAAACCCACUUGGCGCUGCGGGUCAUCCCGAUGGGCUGGAUCAACGCACCUGGAGUGGCGCAAGGGCCGGCCGCCCCGUUCAAGUCGAAGGAGCUCGAGCAGCAGUGGGCCCAGCACUACGUCGACGACUGGGACCACGGCGAGGUAGCGCCCAGCUCUUUGGUCGAGGAGCUGAUCGGCGCGGUCAGCCGCGCGCAGCUGGGGCAGAGGGCCGCCUACCACCGUUCAGGGAUCAAUGUGGCCCCCGACAGGGCCGAUCACCGUGCGUUGGUUCUCGAGAGGAUGGGCGCUGGGCUCGACGGGGCCAAGCUGUUCCUGCUCGUGGGGUUCAUCCUGUGGGCCAUCGGCCAACCGGCGCUGUCGUCCCAGGCGAUGCUCAUGGUGUUGGGCUGGUGUGUCAGGGCAGCGGAGUUCAGGCGGCCGUUCAUGGGCUUCCUCAACAGCGCGUGGGCGGCUGGCCGCUGGGCUCGGCCGCAGCCCGUCCCGCUGGGCAUGUGCGACGAACUCUUGGGGUUUGCCCUCGCGCUGCCGCUCGCCUUCACCGAACUGCGCGCCCGCGUCGACGCGUGCGUGAUCGCGACGGACGCCAGCGAGCACGCCGGGGGCAUGUGCUACACGGUCGAGCUCAGCGAGCAGGGCGUCGCCUGUGCCAAGGGCGAGGCGUCGGCAGUGACGCUGCGGCCGGGUGCCAUCUCGGAGCCCGUGCAGGGGGCCCGCUGGCAGCCCCGCAUCGUCCUCGUUGAGUUGUUCGCGGGGGCAGCAGGCAGGCUGCCCGUCACUGUGGUUGCCCACGUCAGCUGUGAGGUUGACCCCGCGGACCUCGCGGGCGUCAGCGCGGUGGGCGCUGGCCUUUCAGGCCCGCGGUCGAAGCUCUUCUACCGCGUCCCGGAGCUGAUCGAGGCGGCGGAGGCCGCCUUCCCCAAGCACACCAUGUGGCUCGUCGAGAACGUGUUCAGCAUGACCCUCCAGUCGCGGGCAGAGUUCCCACGGGCGCUGGGAGUGGCGCCGGUCUUCCUGGACGCCAAGUCCCUCGCCCACGUCAGGCGGCCGCGGCUGUGCUGGCGCCCGUGGCCGGUCGUGUCUUUCCUCGCCUCGGGCGCCGCGGUCGAAGCCAAGGGCGAGGGUGCAGCGGCCCGCUUCAAGGUCACGCUUGCGGUGGAGCGGCUGCCGCUGGCAGCAUCCCUCCUUGAGGCCUGGUCGCUGCUGGGCCCCGAGGCGGACCUGCUGUGCUUCGCGCGGCCGAUCCCAGGGAAGCGCCCGCCGCUCUGGCCCGCGGGGCUUGAGUGGGUCUCCCCGGCGGCGGCGCAGCUGCGGGCAGCAGACGGCUACCGCUACCAGGUCAACAGCUACGAGGAAGGCAGUCUUUUCUGGGACGCGCAGCGUGAGCGGGGCCGGCUGCCUGUGCCAGAGGAGCGCGGGGCGCCGAUGGGGUUCGACCGCCUCUAUUUCCAGGCCGCUGCACAAGAUAGUUCCGCCCCAUCAGAGCGCGACGCUAUCGUCGAGUCCCUGAUUGGGAACGCGUUCUGCGUCCAGGUCGUCGCGUAUCUUCUCGGCUCGUGGCUGGCUCAAGUGGGAGCGCUUGCGGCGGCUAUGCCGGGGCAGAGCUGCCUUGCCGUGGGCGCCUGCGAGGCGAACUGGAACGUCGCCCCCGACUCCCAGCAGUUAGGGCAUCGCGCCCCCCAGCUGGAGCGCAGCCUCAUCGUGGAGUUCUGGCCGACCGCGGAGGCCUUUCGCUGGCAGCGCGCGGCUCGCAUCUCGGCGCUGGAGGUGGAGGCCGCAGUUGCAGGCGCGCGCUGGAGGUGCAGGGCGGUCGAGGGCCACCGCUGCAGGUGCCUGCGCAUUCUCGAUGCCCAAGCGAUCGCUGCCGUCAGCACCAAGGGUAGGUCGAGCGCGCGGGCGCUCCAGCCCGCCCUCCGCAGGCUCAACUCCCUGCUCCUCGCGGCGGCUGGCUACCCGCUCUACGGCUACUGCGACGCGGACGACGUGCCCGCGGACGCGCCGUCGCGGUGGAGCUUCGGCAGCGGCAAGGGUGAAGCGGGCAGCAGCCAAGCGAUGGUCACGCCCCUCACCCUGCAGCGGUACCGGGCAGCAGUCGAUGAGGUCGUCGACUUCUGGAUCAAGGAAGAGAACAAUCCUCGAACCCCGGCCCAGGUUGACGCUGGGGCGUCCGCCUUCAUCGAGAGCCGGUGGCUGAAUGUCGGCUCCCUGUUCGAGGUUAACAAUGCAAUUGCCGGCGUCGCUCGCGAGUUCCCGCCGGUGCGAGGGCACCUCGAGGAGAGCUGGCGCCUCGCCAAAACGUGGCAGCGUCUGGAGCUGGCUGGCCGGGCGCUGCCGAUCGGGCCGCUGAUUGCCGCAGCGUUCGCGGGGGCAGUGCUGCAGCUGCGCAACACCAAGAGCCAGCAACAGACGGGCGCCCGCGAGUUCGUGCUCGUGCGGAGCGCAGCGGCAGUCGCGCUCCUGGCCAAAACCAAGGCCAAUGCACGACAGAGUGACCUGUGCAUCGGGAUGGAGCCGAGUAGCUUCAUGCGCAUAUUCGGCCAGGUGCGCGAGCUGCUAGAGCUGCAAGACGCCAAGCUGACCUUGCGCAGCUGGAGGCGGGGCGGUGCUUCCGCCGAUGUCCGCAGCCACGGCUCGAUGGAGCAGACGUUGUUCCGAGGCGGGUGGACCUCGGCGAGGACGGCCCGCCUUUACGUCCAAGACGCCGUCGCCGAGGCCACGCAGCUCAGCCAGGGG